Paralichthys olivaceus (Japanese flounder) is the source of this 6183-nucleotide messenger RNA. Lineage: Eukaryota; Metazoa; Chordata; Actinopteri; Pleuronectiformes; Paralichthyidae. The record is from RefSeq and is a predicted model, not a curated record.
GUACUGUGUGCAGAGAUGGCAGUGAAUGUAGCAGUGAAUGCAGCAGCGAAUGUACAUUCAUAUAACCGCUAUGAGCUGCUGGCGUGGCUCAAUGACACGUUACAGACGUGCUUCACCAAGGUGGAGCAGGUAUGCACAGGUGCAGCUUAUUGCCAGCUGAUGGACUUGUUAUUUCCUGGCUCUCUGGAUCUUUCCAGGGUCCGGUUCCAAAGCAACAAUCAGGUGGACUCUAUCCACAACUACAGUUUACUGCAAGCUGCAUUCAGAAGAACUGGAGUCGUACGAUACGUCCCCAUUGAGGCUCUGAUGAAGAGGAACCCGACGGUGGCUCUGACCUUCCUGCAGUGGUUUAAGCUGUUUUUUAAUGAGAACAACAAGGGCAGGGAGUACCACGCCCUGGAGGCCAGAGGAGGCCAGAGCAUGGCUCCUACUGACUCAGAUGAUGUUUCCAAGACUCUUCAUCAGAAACUGGAGAUCAUUCUGAAGAUGGAAGCAAGAAAAGAGAAACCCAGAGACGAUCUGAACAGGACCGCAGAAAUGGUGGUGGUGAUAUCUGACGACGAUGAUGAUUUGAUGAUGGAUGUGUCGAAUGAGCAGAAAACAGAUAAAAUGGAGAUUCUAGAGCAAGAACAGGAGAAGGAGAGAGCAGAGCAAACAGAAGCAGCUGUGGACCAGAGAAGUGAACAAACUAGUUCUUGCAGCAGCAACACUUUGCAGAGUUUCAUCAGAAAAUACUGUUGUGAGAAUGUGGACUCUUCUGCCAUCAUAAGACCGUCCAUCCCAAAAGACGUCAUCCAGGCCUGCUCACUCACGCCGUACUGCCUCUACCUGUACAUGGGGGUAGAGCUGGACGGAGGACAAAGCGCAAGCGUCGUCCUGAUUGGCUAUUUUGACCAGAACUCAGGGGUCCGUGUGGUCAGGCUGCUGUGCACUCUGCAGAUGAGUGUGGAUCCGCAAACAUCUGUGGAUAUGGACACAGAUGCCGUACACUCUGAUUCACACUUUCUGCUUGACACACUGAAGACCUCCAACCUCUCUCUGUCUAACCUUGCUGUGUUUUACUGUAACGCCCCUCACCCACGGGAGAGCUGGGUGUUUGUGUCCGAGCUCAAGGCCCACAGCCCAGGGUUGGUGUCGCUCUGUGGCCUCCCUGGGAUAGCAGGAAGAGCCUGCGAGAUCGCACUUUCUGCUUCCUUUCCUUACCUAGUGGACUUUGUUGGAGACAUCCACCACCACUGCUCCACCCACCCCUCUGUUAAUGACAGUCUGAAGGAGCUGUUUGCUGUUGUAGAGUCGUACAACCCAUUGCACCCCGUCUCUGCACAGUGUUUAGUUUUCAUCCACACUGUGCGGAAGAUGGUCGGCAGUUGGAGGGAUUUAGUGAAGCAUUUUAACUCAGUGAGGCGCACGGCGGGGAUUGAACGAAUCAGAACCCAGCUGACAGAUAGUAAAGUUGAACUGCACUUCCUCUUCCUCUCCCAGUCUUUGGAGCCCCUUCAAUCUAUUGAAGAAGUGCAGCAGAAAGGUGAAGCCGACGUGUUCACGGAGCUCCAGCUGACCUCUGCUUUGAUUCAGUCAUAUGCAGCUAACAUUUUCCGGCCCUCCAGUGCUAAGCGCUUUGUCAGUAGACCAGAGCUUUAUCUCCUCCACAGUGACAGGGAGCUGCUCCCCACAUCAGAGAUUAACGUAGGCUCCAAUGCGAUGGACUUCUUGUGGGCCACUGCUGACGUGGAUCUUGAGGAACAGGAGAGGAGCGACUUCCUGAAGGCUGCAGUGACUUUCUAUAAAACAACGCUACAGAGCAUAGUACAGAGUGUCCCUCAGCAGCUUGGAAAAGUGAGCCUGAGGGGCAUCAACACAGUGCUGAAACACCCAGGGAAUAUCAAUGAUCCUCAGUUGUCCAGACUUGCGGUGUCAGAGUUGGGAGUUCAGCUGGGUCUGUGUAAAGUCCAAUCUCCAGAGAUGGAUCAGCUGGAACUCGACUACCUCAGUUUCAUUAAGACGCUGGAAGAAGAACAGACGAGCAAAACAGAAGGUUAUUGCUGGACAAAGGGCUUUAACAAGAUGUUGAACGGCAUUAGACCAUGUUCUGCUCUGCACAGACUCCUCCUGACCCUCCUUGCUCUUCCAAGCUCUCUCUGCAGGAAACAAGUGUUUUCUAAGAUGAUCGACAGCACCAAGGCUCCUCCUGACAACAAACAAACCCCCAAACCUCAACCAGGGAUGUGGACAGGAAGACCCCAUGUCCGCAGAAGGAAGCUUCCCAUCCUGGGAGGUUAUAGCAGCAAGAAGAAAGAAGAAGAGGAGGAUGAUGAGAGUUCAUCUGAUGAUGGUUUCAGUUUUGUGGACAAACACAGUCAACAAAAGACCAAAGACAACACGGAGGAGUCAGACCACACAGACAAUUCUUCUGAUGUGGUUGACAUCAGCGAGGAUUCCAAACUGUUUCACAUCAGCAGGCUAACAAAGGCAGAAGCCGAAUCAGGUCUACAGGCAAACUCACUUGUCUUGGACAGUGAUGAUGAUGAAGAUGAUGACGAAGAGGUUUCAAGGAGGAAACCCUCCAGAUCAGCAGGAUUCCUGGUAAAUAAGGAUUCGAACGGGGUGCUGGUCUGGGCUAUGGUGAAGGGAUUUGGUCUCUGGCCGGCCAUCAUCGAAGCCUGUGAGGAACAGAAGCUGUUUCAAGGAAAGGGGACAGUGGAGUGGUUUGGACAGAAAAUGUCUUCACAACUGAGUGAUGUCAGUUUGCUGACUCUGAAACCAUUUGCUGCCUUCGGCGAGUGCUUCUGUUCCAGCUCCUUCGCCACACUUGCCACCUACAAAGAGGCCAUUCUCCUGUCACUGGAGGAGGCAGCACUUCGCUGUAAGAAACGAUUUCCUGCGCCUCCCGAGGACAAAAAUAAGCUGCUGAUGCAGAUGUUAGACUGGGCCUUAGCAGGCUUUCAACCCACAGGACCAGACGGAUUCAAACCAACGGCUUCUGUAAAUGGUGAUGGUGAGAUAACCCACCAGCCGAAGGCAAAGAAGAACCUCUUCCUGAAAGCCUCCACUUCUCCUCACUCCGUCAACUCCUCCACUCCACCGAGCAUCAUGAGCACCGACGUGAAAGAAGUGGCUGCGUCUCUGAACGAAGGGAGAGGGGAAGAAGAGGUGGAUUCUGUGGGGAAAAGCACCAGAGGUGGAACGAAGGGGAAGGGAUCCAGAGGAGGAUUGGUGGCAGUGAGACAACAGAGGGGAGGAUGGGCAGGAGGUAAAGAUGACUGGGUGCGAGGGGGUGAGAAGCCAAAAGAAGGAUGGGGGAGAAAAAGGGGUAAGGGAGAAUGGAGAAGAGGGAGCGCACAGAGGAAGAAAAGCAGUGGGUUUGAUAACGACACAUCCCCGGACUUUGUGCCCUACAAGAGGAGGAACUUCACCAAAACUAACAAGGUCAAUGAGGUGACCAGCGUCUACACUCAGCCGGACCAGAAAGUCAGAGAGGAAACAAUUCGUAGGAUCACAGACAUGAAACUGGACAUCGAAGAUUUGUGUUUGUGCUGUGGAUCUGAGAGCGUGGAGAUGUCCCACCCUCUGUUUAAAGGAAGCCUCUGUUUAAAGUGUAAACGUAACUUCACAGAAACUCUGCAUCGUUAUGAUGAAGAUGGAUAUCAGUCCUACUGCACCAUCUGCUGCUACGGACUGGAGGUGAUCCUGUGCGGCAAUGACAGCUGCUGCAGGUCUUUCUGUGAGGACUGUCUGAACGUUCUCGUUGGUCCAGGGACGUUCGACUCAUUGAAGCUGCAGGACCCGUGGAUCUGCUUCCUGUGUCAGCCGCACCGAGCCCACGGCGCUCUGAUCCCCAGGGAGGACUGGAGCAUUCGUGUUCAGGAGGUCUUUGCCAACAACAGCGCCAUGGCGUUCGAGCCGCACCGUGUUUACCCGUCCAUCCCCGCCAACCUGCGCAGACCCCUUCGAGUCCUGUCGCUGUUUGAUGGCAUCGCAACAGGUUUCUUGGUGCUGAAGGAUCUCGGCUUUAAAGUGGAGAAAUACGUCGCCUCAGAGGUCUGUGAAGACUCCAUCGCUGUGGCGGCCGUCAACCACGAUGGGAAGAUCAUCCCUGUAGGCGACGCCCGUUUCAUCACCCAGGAACAUCUGGAGGAGUGGGGUCAGUUUGAUUUGCUGAUCGGUGGCAGCCCCUGUAACGACCUCUCCAUCGUCAACCCGUUCAGAAAAGGAAUCUAUGAGGGCACCGGCAGGCUGUUCUUUGAGUUCUACCGCAUCCUUCAGCUGCUGAAGCCCAAAGACGGAGACCCGCGGCCGUUCUUCUGGCUGUUUGAGAACGUCGUCUUCAUGAACACACACGACAAAGUCAACAUCUGUCGCUUCCUCGAGUGCAACCCGGUGGUGGUGGACGCAGUCAAAGUCAGUCCGGCCCACAGAGCUCGUCACUUCUGGGGAAACAUCCCGGGGAUGGGCAGGCCCAUUGCUGCGUCUCAGAGCGACAGGCUGAGUCUCCAGGACUGUUUAGAGGUCGGCAGAGAAGCCAGGGUCACUAAAGUGAGGACGAUCACCACCAAUGCAAACUCUCUGAAGCAGGGAAAAGAUGUGUCUCUGCUGCCUGUCCUGCAGAACGGUCAAGAGGACAACCUCUGGAUCACUGAACUGGAAAAGAUCUUUGGUUUCCCCAAACACUACACGGAUGUGCGGAACAUGAACCGGCAGCAGAGACAGAAGGUGCUGGGGAAGGCGUGGAGUGUCCCCGUCAUCCGUCACCUCUUCGCUCCCCUCAAAGACUAUUUUGCCUGUGAGGAGCUUUUGACCACGCCCACUUCACACUCCUCCGCCUCCCAGUUGCCGCCUGCCUCUCCAGGACUACAGCUCCUCAGAUAGAGGGAGGUCAGGUCUUGGUGAAGUGUGUGUGUGUGUGUGUGUGUGUGUGUGUGUGUGUGUGUGUGUGUGUGUGUGUGUGUGUGUGGAGGGUUUUUCCUUCUAUAUGAUUGAUAAGGAGAAGCUGGAGGACAAAUGGUCUCUUCUAUUCUCAGCAGCUCACAAACAGGCUUUUGUGGUUCCCUGACACGUGUUCAUUUUAUCUGCUGCGCCCUCGAGGCUCUUGCAUCAUGUCACACAUGUAGUUUCCGCAAAUCAGCCUCUUUGUGUUGGAUGAAAAAGAAAAUGCAGAUUAUUCUCCCUCUUCUCAGUUUUACUGAUAAUGUGAAAGGCCAUUAUCAAUGUUGCGUGAUGGUGACGAUGAAAGAAUUCAUCUGAUCUCAGCCUGUUGGGUCAAAAACCAUCUUCGCUGUUUGUCUGGUCAGUUUUAAACCUGAAUAUUAUGAGAUAAUAAAUGUGUCUACAUUAGCUAUUUUAAUGAUUUUAAUGAUUUAUAAAAGAACACGUGUGCAUGUUAAGUUCGUUAUUCACUGCUGCCUCAUUGGAGUUGUUUUUCAAAGUGUGAAUCAUGUUGAAAUCUGAAAGUAAUGUUUGUUGUUUCCAGGAGAAAAGAAGAACUGCAAUUUUGAAAAUCUCCAACACUUUAAAAAAAACUAUAUUGUCAAUAUUGAUGAAGAAGAAAAAAGGCAUUUGUGGCUUCAUAACCAAAGUUCACACUCUGACCUUUAACCAUGAUCAUGUUUUCACACGUCUUUUUUAUUUUUCUGAAUUUCUCUUGUCUAUUAUUAAUUCAGGGAAGUCUGGUUUCCAGGCAUUUUUAAGUCUUAAUUUGAAAGAACUGUGUGUGUGUGUGUGUGUGUGUUAUUUUAAACCAAUAAGACUGAUGGAAACUGCCAAAUUUGAUUGUUAUUGCCUAAGUGUGCUGCCAUUUUUCAAUACUGACAAACUUUUGAAUCUGAUUUUAAAUUUUAACGUUGAAUUAUCUUAGACCACUGAGGGGCGUGUCCUGUUGACUGAUUGUCGUAGAGAAUGUAAAUGCAGAUUAUGAGUUUGAUGAAUGGGUUUUGAAAAGUGUUCUGGGUGAGAGUGUCGAGGUGGGGGAGGGAUGUCAGGGUGUGAAACAUCUGUAGUGAAACAUCUUUGUGACUGUGAUCUCUGCACCAGAUACUAGUGAUAUUUAGUUUAUGUGGAAGUGUUUGAAUAUAGAACGAUGCUGCCUCUGCAUGUUGUGUAUUUGAGUUACUGAAUGGAAAUAAGACAUUUUAACUCGGUUAUGUUGACCAAUGCCAGAGAAAAUAAUAAAAACGAAUUUCAGAUGGA